This is a messenger RNA of Anopheles cruzii, 1311 nucleotides long. It is a transcript of the gene Ttc19, whose product is annotated as tetratricopeptide repeat protein 19 homolog, mitochondrial. Lineage: Eukaryota; Metazoa; Arthropoda; Insecta; Diptera; Culicidae. Gene Ontology annotation, molecular function: protein binding. The coding region runs from base 91 to 1188 and encodes 365 amino acids. Gene Ontology annotation, cellular component: mitochondrial inner membrane. The transcript has 2 exons. Gene Ontology annotation, biological process: mitochondrial respiratory chain complex III assembly. The record is from RefSeq and is a predicted model, not a curated record.
ACAUAAGAAACUGAAACUGAAUUGUUCCAGUCGUUCGUCGGUCGUUCCAUUGUCGCUGUUUAAUAAAACAGGCCGAAAAAGUGCGACAAAAUGUUUCGUAACGUAACCGCUCCUGUGUUUGCCUCGCGGAUCUUUAUUUCCAUCAACCACCAACGGAUAGCACCACUAACCAUUCCACUGGCCUCCCUGACGAAUCAUGCCCCGACAGUGGCCCACAAUCCAUCACCGGCGGCCUGGUCACCCAGUGCUAGCCAUCGCAACCGUGGAGGUCACAAGGAAAGGCGGCGUGCUGGGGCGUUACGCUUUCUGGCGGCCAGCUCGUUUCUUUCGUGGUUCACCAAAAAGACCGACGACGAAGACACACCCGAAAGCCAGCUGAUAACGAUCAUUAAGCGCUCGAUACUCUCGAUCCAGCACGAGGAGUAUCAAAAAGCGGAACAGAUGUUGCAUCUGGCACUUAAGAUGGCCCAGGACCUGCAGAGCAAAGAUGGCAUCACGUACAUCUACGACAUAAUGGCCAAUCUGGCGAUGGAAGUGGGCGACUUUGCGAAAGCCGAAAAACUGUUCGUUAACGUCAUGCAGCGGCUCUUCGCCGACGGGUUCGUCGAAGAUCACAUCAAAAUGUUGCACAUCAGCUCCAAGAUCGCGCACCUGGCCCAACUACAGGGUCAUCUUGACAAGGCGGCUCAGGGAUUCGAGUGGACACUGACAAAACUCGAACAGCAGAUGAAACAGAUCGGAGACGAAAACACUCGUGAAUUACGCGAACUUUGGGGCAUCACAAAGAACUGGUACGCGCAACUGCUGAUGGAGUGCAAACGGUUCUCGGAGGCCAAGCAAGCAUUCCUGCAGGCGUACGAUGCAUACACCGAGAUUCACGGCAAACUGACGGAAGAAGGACUGACGAUACUAAACAAUCUGAGCGUAGCAUGUUCAAACCUUGAGGACUACGUUUCGGCCGAACGAUUUCUCAAUGAGGCGAUCGCCCUGGCGGCCCAAAUACCGGAUCUCUCCGAGGCAGGCGUUUACAAAGCCAACCUCGGUCUGCUUUACCUGCAGCAGGGACUGCUCCAGCAGGCGCACGAAUUCUGCACGUUCGCCUGGCGCUACGGCAAGCACCACAAACACGAAGAGACUGUGAUACAGGCAAACUAUUGCCUCGAGCAGAUUAAGGCGAUGCAAAAGUAAUCGGCCGAAUGGCCGGAACCACCGAAAUCACACCGAUGUUAUUUAAAUUACGCUCCUCACGUAUGCUGUUAUAGUGAAUGAAACACAUUGACCCAUCUGUUUGAAUGUUUGUAGGACUAUAUU